This is a messenger RNA of Solanum verrucosum, 1086 nucleotides long. RefSeq names its product ABC transporter I family member 11, chloroplastic. Gene Ontology annotation, cellular component: membrane; chloroplast envelope. Gene Ontology annotation, biological process: transmembrane transport. The coding region runs from base 42 to 872 and encodes 276 amino acids. Lineage: Eukaryota; Viridiplantae; Streptophyta; Magnoliopsida; Solanales; Solanaceae. Gene Ontology annotation, molecular function: ATP hydrolysis activity; ATP binding; ATPase-coupled transmembrane transporter activity. The transcript has 11 exons. The record is from RefSeq and is a predicted model, not a curated record.
CUUUGGUUACAUUUUUGUUCCUCAGGCUCAGAGUUCAGAAAAUGGGGAGCAUUCCACUUCCCUCGUUGUCACUACUAAUUUCCAGUUCCAGCUCCUCCAUUUUUGGAAGAUCAUCAACGUUUUCCUAUCCUCCCGGGCGAUUCAGAAAGGCGGAAGCACUAUCCGUUUCCUGCGAUUACUCCUGUUUUGAAAUAAGGGAUGUCUCUUAUCGACCUCCAGGAACCAAGAUCGAUCUAUUGAGUCAAGUCAACCUUUCCAUCCCUGAAAAAAGUUUUGGCUUGAUAUUUGGACGGAGUGGCAGUGGAAAAACUACUCUAUUGCAGCUGAUUGCAGGGUUAAGCAAACCAACGUCAGGUUCCAUAUAUGUGCAAAGAUAUAGUGAUGAUGAUGAACAAAUUAAGUCUCCUGAACCCUUACAACCUGAAAGAGUUGGCAUUGUUUUCCAAUUUCCUGAGAGAUACUUUGUUGCCGACACUGUUCUUGAUGAAGUUACAUUUGGGUGGCCAAGACAAAAGGGUGGCCUACAAUUAAGAGAGCUUCUUGCUUCUAGACUUCAAAAGGCCAUUAUGUCGGUUGGUCUAACAGGAAUAUCCUUGGAUAAGGAUCCCCAUUCAUUAAGUGGUGGCUACAAACGUCGGCUAGCCCUUGCUAUUCAGUUAGUCCAAACACCAGAUUUAUUAAUAUUGGAUGAGCCUCUUGCCGGUCUUGAUUGGAAGGCUCGUGCAGAUGUGGCAAAAUUGUUAAAGGAUCUAAAGAAGGAGCUAACUUUACUUGUUGUCAGCCAUGACCUCAAGGAGUUGGCAUCUUUGGUAGAUCAAUCUUGGAGGAUGGAAAUGGGAGGAGCACUUAAAAGAGAGCCACUACCCAUUUAAUACUCAGAACUUAUAAUGUUCCCAAUAAUCAUUUUCUGAUGUAAUAAAUGAGGUUUUUAUGAGACGUGAAUUACAUACAAUUCUUGGAGAGGUGCUCAAGGUUAUUGAUUUUACUUCAAUCCCUGACUAUUGAGAUCUUCACAUUUCAUGUAACCUCUUAAAUGUAAUUAACAGUUUCUGUAAUGAGUUUUGAGAUAGUUUCUAACUUUCUAUA